CUUGUUACUGUCACACAGGCGAAUGGAAAUAUUAAGUUUGGACACGUAUGUUUUUAAUUCCUUCUUGGAAUUAGUCAGUGAGGGCGUAUUGUCCACAGUUAUCGAAAAGAUUCAUACAAGGCAUAGUUUUCAUCUGUACAUGAGGGUUCCAUUUCCAGCCGGUUAAUAUAUUUAUUUGCUUGUGUUUUGAGGGUUUUAAUUUCAAUUAGAUGCCAGUGGUACAAAAAGGAUUGUUCAAAUGGUGAUGUUAAAAAAGGGGGAUCACGUCUGGAUUGAUUCCAGUGUUGGGGUCCCUAUUGGAGGAUGUGUGAAGGUCUCAGCCAGUGGACAGUUUUGCCUGAUUGAUGAUGAAGGGAAGGAGCACUAUAUCCAAGAGGUGGAGAAGGCUACUCUUAAGCCUAUGCACCCCACCUCAGUGGAGGGUGUGGAUGAUAUGAUCCGACUGGGGGACCUCAGUGAAGCCGGUUUACUCAGAAACCUACUGGUGCGCCACAAACAGAGCUUUAUAUAUACCUAUAUUGGCUCUGUCCUCGUGGCCAUGAAUCCCUAUCAGAUGCUGCCCAUCUACACGGCAGACCAGGUGCACCAGUAUCACGAGCGUAAGCUGGGCGAGCUCCCGCCGCACAUCUUUGCCAUCGCUGACAGCUGUUACUUCAGCAUGCGGCGCAACAAACGCAACCAGUGUUGCAUUAUAAGUGGAGAAUCUGGUGCUGGAAAGACAGAAAGUACUAAACUGAUUCUUCAGUUCCUGGCUGCUGUGAGCGGCCAGCACUCCUGGAUAGAGCAGCAGAUCAUCCAGGCCAACCCUGUCCUGGAGGCCUUUGGAAAUGCCAAAACCAUUCGGAAUGAUAACUCCAGCCGCUUUGGGAAAUAUGUGGAGGUCUACUUUAAUAAAGAGGGCGUUAUAGAGGGAGCUCUCAUGGAGCAGUACCUGCUGGAGAAGUCUCGUGUCUGUCAUCAGGCACCUCAGGAAAGGAACUACCACAUUUUUUAUUGUAUGUUAUCUGGGAUGCAAAGUGAGCAUAAGAAAACUCUCUCUCUUGGUGAUGCAUCACAGUUCAAGUACCUGACUGAGGGCAAUUGUUUGACAUGUGAUGGUCGGGACGAUGCUGAUGAGUUCGGACGUAUUCGUGCUGCUCUAAAGAUCCUCACUUUCUCAGACAGGGACUGCUGGGAAAUCUUCAAAUUACUCGCUGCCAUUCUCCACAUGGGCAAUAUCGACUUUCAGAGCAAUACAAAGAAUAACAUGGACAGCUGUGAUGUCCUAUCAUCCAAUCACUUUUCUGUCACUGCCAAGUUGCUGGAGGUGGGUGAUGCUGCUCUUGAUAAGAGUCUUACCCAUCGCUCCUUCAUGACAAACCGAGAGAUAGUCACGAAGCCCCUCAGCUCAGAGCAGGCCACAUCCGCCAGAGAUACUUUUGCCAAGGCCAUGUACGGAAGGCUGUUUGUCUGGAUGUUCACAAAAGUAAACAGCGCCAUUCACAAACCCCAGACUGAUGAGCCCUCUUACACACGCAAGUCCAUUGGUCUGCUUGACAUUUUUGGCUUUGAGAAUUUCCCUCAGAACAGUUUUGAACAGCUGUGCAUUAAUUAUGCUAACGAGCACCUGCAGCAGUUCUUUGUGAGGCACGUCUUUAAGCUGGAGCAGGAUGAGUACAAUAAAGAAGGAAUCUCAUGGAAGCGCAUCGCUUUCAGUGACAACCAGAAAACCCUGGACCUGCUGGCCAUUAAACCUCUCAACAUACUGGCUCUGAUUGAUGAGGAGAGCACCUUUCCUAAGGGAACAGAUGCCACAAUGUUAAACAAAAUGAACACAGAACACAAUGGAAACAAGCUGUACAUGUCAUCCAAGGGCAACCAUGGCAUGAGUUUUGGGGUUAAGCACUUUGCUGGGACGGUUUAUUAUGACUGUGAAGGUUUUUUGGAGAAGAACAGAGACGCCCUUAGCAUGGACAUCUUGGGGCUCAUUCAGAAAUCUUCCAACAAGCUGCUCAAGCUGAUCUUUGAAAAGGAGAUCAAUACAAACUCAGCCAAGAACAAUAACAAAAGCAACAAAAUCGUCAUGACGCCGAAGAGCUCAUUACGGCAAGUAAAUGAUUCCAGGCGGAACAUAUCUACUCUGAGUGGCCAGUUCCGUCAAUCUCUGGACUCUCUGAUGAAGGCCCUGUCUCUCUGUCAGCCCUUCUUCAUACGUUGCUUCAAACCAAAUGACAAAAAGAUGCCCAUGGUUUUUGAUAGAAACCUCUGCAUGCAGCAACUUCGCUACUCUGGAAUGCUGGAGACCAUUAAAAUACGCAAGCUGGGAUAUCCUAUCCGGCACACCUUCAAAGACUUUCUGCAGCGCUAUCGUGUCCUCCUUAAGAGCGUGGACUGUGAUCCCAACACUGAGCCUGCUGCCAACUGCUGUGCAGCCAUCUGCAGGGCUAUGAUCAAAGAUGAAGAGGACUGGAAGAUUGGCAAAACCAAAAUCUUUCUCAGGGAUCAUCAUGACUCUUUCCUGGAGCUGGAGAGAGAGCAGGAGCUUUAUAAGAAGGCACUUAUCAUCCAAAGAGUGAUGAUUGCCCACAAGGACAGAGCAAAUUUUAUAAAGAAAAGGAGGGCAGCUCUUGUUUUGCAGAAAAACUGGCGUGGCCACAGAGACAGAAAAGAGUUUUGCAAACUCAAGCAAGGAUUUGCUCGGCUGCAGGCAAAAGUGCGCAGUCGGCAGCUCUAUACGGAGUAUAUUCGCAGGCGUGCUGCAGCCAUUACUUUGCAAACACAAACCCGUGGCUACCUCGCCAGGAAAGACCUGAAACGCAAGAAAAAUGCAGUGAUACUCCUGCAGACACAGACCAGAGGCCUGCUGGCCAGGAAAACCCUCAAGAAAAUGAAAACAGAUGCGUUUCUGACUGCACAAGAAAAAGAGGCUCAGGAACGUAUAGCUUUAGAACUUCAGCAACGCCUAGAGGAGCUGCUCAGAAAAAACGAGGAAGCUGCCAAAUCCCAGAAAAAGGAUGAGGAGGAAACUGUGGAGAAUAUCUUUGGCUUCCUUCCGAGUGCAGUGGGAGGACAAGAGGGCCCAGCUCCUGAGGGUUUUGAGGAUUUAGAGGUGGAGCCGGUGAAGUUAGAAGAGGUUGAAUUAGUAGAGAACCCUGUACAGGAGAGGAAGGCGAUGUCAAUACCAGACAGCAGCAAACACAAUCAAGAUGAAGAGGAUGAGAAGAACAAGGAAAAGGAGAAGGAGAGGGAGAGGGAGAGGGAGAAGGAGACGGAGAAGGAGAAGGAGAAGGAAAAGGAGAGGGAGAAGGAAAGGGAGAAGGAAAGGGAAAGGGAAAGGGAGAACGAUGAGUUCUCUUUCUCUAAAUUUGCAUCAUUGCACUUCCAAGGAUCUUCAACCCACUCAUAUAUCCAACAGAGAUUACGACAACCCCUGCUUCACCAUGAAGAUGAAGGGGAUACCCUGGCUUGUUUGACAGUAUGGUGGAUCAUUAUGAGAUUUAUGGGAGAUCUUCCAGAGCCAAGGCAAGAACGUGUUUCUGCUAUAGCCGACCCCAUUCAGAUGAACCUUGGUCAGAGACAAACACGGCGUCUCAGUAGCCUUGUUGGAUUAGAUCAGAGAUUUUUGAGAAAAAAAAUGAAGCAACAGAAGGGGACGGGGAAAAGAAAACACUCAACCAUUCCUGAAGAAGAGCCAGAAGAAGAACCAAAACCCAAAAUGCAGACUGUUCAGGAGGAAGAGGAUGUACUGUUUGGAGAGAGAGCAACUUAUGAUCGUCCAAUGACACCACUGGAGAAAUUGCAUAUUAUUGUUGGAUAUGCUAUUGUACGACAAGAUAUCAGAGAUGAAAUCUACUGUCAAAUCCUUAAGCAGUUAACCGACAAUAAGAACCACAAAAGUGCAAACAGAGGCUGGACUCUUCUGUCCAUCUGUCUGGGUAUUUUUCCCCCUACAGACCGCCUCACUAAGUACCUGCAGAGCUUUAUACGCUAUGGGCCAAGUGAAUACUCCUCCUACUGUGCAGAGCGACUGCGGAGGACUUUAGCCAAUGGUGAAAGAAGUGAGCCACCAUGCUGGGUUGAACUACAGUCUGUAGAGAACAAGAAGCCCAUUUCAGUAGCUGUGGGUCUGAUGGAUGGCAGAAGCAUCAGCGUCUCGUUGGAUUCAGCCAGCACUUCUGCAGAGGUGUGCAGUGCGAUUAUCCAGAAAAUAAAUCUGCAGGACACUUACGGCUUCUCCCUAUAUGCUGCAAUGUAUGAGAAGAUAUGGUCUCUUGGCAGUGGCAGUCAGCACGUCUUGGAUGCCGUGUCUAUGUGUGAGCAGGAAGAAAAGAGGCAGGGGAAAGAGGAACAACAUGCUCCUUGGCGCUUCUACUUCCGCAAAGAGAUCUUCACUCCAUGGCACGACUGUUCAUCUGACCAAGACAGCACAGAUCUCAUCUACAAGCAGAUCAUCCACGGACUCAAAAGUGGUGAUUAUCAGUCUGAUAAGGAGGAUGAUUAUGUGCAACUUGCUGCCAAACAUUACUAUAUACAACAUGGCUCUGAAAGCAGUAUGGAAACCACAAAUAAAAUUGUCCGUGAGUGCAUGAACAUGACUUUAAUUGAGACCAAGUCUGUGGCAAAGCUAGUGCAGUUGGUCCAUUCUGCACACACUCAGGGUCCUUACAUAAACUCUACUAAACCUGCCUUUGAAGUAAAAAUGGAGAUUGUCCAAUAUGCACAGGAGAAGUGGCCAAUCUAUUUCGCCAAGUUAUAUGAAGCUCAAAUUGUUUCAGGUCCCUCAGUGCCUCAAGACCAGUUUAUAGUUUUUGUGAACUGGAAGGGGGUCUUCUUUCAGGAUGUAACAGAGGCCGCGUUUCUGCAGCUCUCUUAUCCUGAGGUGUCAGGAAUUGAAAUGAGUGAGGAUGAGUCUGGUGGGAUUGUUUGUUUGAUGACUCCAAAGGGGUUGUUUGAGCUGAAGGUUGUGAAGGGAAAAGACUUAGUGGAGCUGGUCAACAUGUUCAUCUCAGGGCUUAAGGAGAGAUCCCAGUACGCUGUGGCAAUACAGGACCUUAGCAGACAAGAGGAUCCCAAUUUGCUGAGCUACAGAAGGGGUGAUGUACUGUUUAUCAUUAAGGAUGGGGAGUAUUCUUCUGAAGAAGGCUGGAUCAAAGCAAGGAAUGAGAGGACAAAUCAAACUGGAGCAGUUUCCUUAGAUGCCAUUCGGAUUUUGCCAAUGUUGACCAGGCCAACAGAAGAGACACUGAAUUUGCUGAAUUUGACCCCUGCACGAAGAAAGUCAGUGAUGCCAGUGUUGCCACAGAAGGAGGAGCUUAGCACAGAAAAAGUUGCCGUUGUGUCCCUUAAGGAGUUCUCUUUUGAUUAUUUCAGGGAGUCUAAAGAAGGUGGCCGUGGCAAAGGCGGGGCCAAAGAGAGACUGUGGGCCAACAGCAAAGAGCCUCUCAAACAGCCACUGCUCAGGAGCCUGCAGGGCAACUCAGAGCUCUGCCACCUUGCUUCUGACUGCUUCACAGCUAUCCUUAAAUAUAUGGGAGAUUAUCCAGUCAAGCAUGUGCGGACACCCAUAGAUCUAACAAACCAGAUCUUUGGGCCAACAUCAGCACACGUGGAACUAAGAGAUGAGAUCUACUGCCAAAUAAUGAAGCAGAUGACUAAUAACAACCAUGGGUUGAGUAUGGAGCGAGGUUGGCAGCUGUUGUGGCUAUGUUGUGGUCUCUUUCCUCCAAGUCAGUUGCUACUGAGACAUGCUCAACGUUUUCUGGAGUCCAGAACCAGAGAGCCUCUGGCGUCCAACUGCCUGCAGAGGAUGCAAGCUUUGCUCAGUAUUGAGGUAAGGAAGUUGCCUCCUCACCAGGUGGAAGUGGACGCCAUUCAGAAUAACAGCACUCAGAUCUUCCAUAAAGUUCAUUUUCCCAACGAUACAUCUGAAAUAUUUGAGGUGACCUCCACCACGAGGAUCAAAGACUUAUGCCACAACAUUGCUAAAGACCUCCGGCUCUCUUCCUCAGAUGGAUACUGUCUGUUUGUUAAAACAUCGACAAAGGUAGUAAGUAUGGAUUCUAAAGAGUACUUUUUUGACAACCUCAGGCAACUCACAGAUGUCGUCAAAAAAGGAAAGAAAGUUAAGGAGGCUACUCAAACUAUUGUGCCUUACCUGGUGCUCUUCAUGAGGAAGCUCUGGUUUAAUGUCAUCCCAGGAAAAGACAUAACUGCUGACCUUACCUUCCACUUUCCCCAGGAGUUGCCAAAGUAUUUGCGGGGUUACCAUGAUGUAACUAAAGAAGACAUGAUCAGCCUGGCAGGACUGCUGUUCCGUGUUCAGGUUGACACAGAUAAAUCACAGUUUGUCAUGAUCCCUAGAAUGCUGAAAGACCUGGUGCCAGCUGAUCAGCAGAGGAUCAUGACUCCUGAUGACUGGAAAAAGCACAUCAGCAAUGCAUACAACAAGCAGGCAGGCAUAACUGUAGACGAAGCCAAACUCCAGUUUCUGAAGACGAUCUCACAGUGGCCUACCUUUGGAUGUGUUUUCUUCGAAGUAAAGCAAACCUCAGAGAAGAGUUACCCCAGUGUUAUUAAUCUAUCAAUCAGCAAGCAAGGAGUUAGUAUCAUCAACCCUAAGACAAAGGAGGUGCUUGUGAUGCAUCUAUUCAGUAAGAUCACUUCCUGGUCUAGUGGAAACACCUAUUUUCACUUGACCAUCGGCAACCUGGUGCAGGGCAACACUCUGCUCUGUGAGACCUCUGUGGGUUAUAGAAUAAGUGAUCUCCUGUCCUCUUACAAGGAUAUGUAUCUGAAUGAGAUACCAAGGGUGCGGAAAUCGAGGAGGAUCAACAUGUAGUACAAUU
Carassius carassius (crucian carp) is the source of this 6824-nucleotide messenger RNA. It is a transcript of the gene myo7bb, whose product is annotated as myosin VIIBb. The record is from RefSeq and is a predicted model, not a curated record. The transcript is spliced from 47 exons. The coding region runs from base 239 to 6817 and encodes 2192 amino acids. Gene Ontology annotation, molecular function: cytoskeletal motor activity; protein binding; ATP binding. NCBI's taxonomy places the organism in Eukaryota, Metazoa, Chordata, Actinopteri, Cypriniformes, Cyprinidae. Gene Ontology annotation, cellular component: cytoskeleton; myosin complex.